Porites lobata is the source of this 830-nucleotide messenger RNA. Lineage: Eukaryota; Metazoa; Cnidaria; Anthozoa; Scleractinia; Poritidae. The record is from the annotation of a GenBank genome assembly.
AUGGUUCAUGUUAAACCAUCUUUGCGUGGCCCAAAUCGUGGCAGCCACAUAACGGGAAGAAGUGUGCAUAACCAACGAAUCGAGCGUUUGUGGAGGGAUGUGUUCUUGGGUUGUACAUACCUGUUUUACUAUCUGUUUUAUUAUAUGGAGAACUGUGGUAUUCUAGACCCUGAUAAUGAAGUUCACCUAUUUGCCUUGCAUUAUGUCUACUUACCACGAAUACAAAGAAAUUUGGAUCUGUUUACUGCUGGUCACAACAGGGGCCCACUGAGCACGGAGCACAACGCCUCACCUGAGCAGUUGUUUAUUCAAGGCAUGUUAUCAGUAGCAAACAGUGAGCAGAGAACAGCAGUUGAAUUCGCUAAUCAGGUAAAACUAUUUCUCUUUCGCAAAAUGUUUCAGGUUAUGUUUGGUAGGGAACAAAUAUUAGGUACUUUUUGUUGUUGUUUUGGCAAAAAUGUUGUCUAAACAUUCCUCCAUAGUUAUAGGUAGUACGUGAAGGCUACAACACAGUCACGUCACCACUUCACGUAGUAUUAUUGUUGUUUUAUUGUUGUUUUUAUUCAUGUCGUUAAUUUUCAGAGUGAAAUUGAUGCAUAUGGCAUUGAUCUGGAUGGACCUGCACCUUCCGAGGAAUGGGACGGUCCAAUUAAUGAUGAUGUAGGAACUGUUGAAGUGCCUUCUACAGAAUGUCCACUAGUAAACGAAACAUGGCAAUUACUAUCAGCUACUAUUGGUCCAUUGAGCAUCUCAGAUGUCCAUGGCGUGGACAUAUACCUGGAAACAAUCACGCUCAUUCAAAACAUGAUAUAGUGUUGAUGUGCUUCAAC